Camelina sativa (false flax) is the source of this 1533-nucleotide messenger RNA. RefSeq names its product cytoplasmic tRNA 2-thiolation protein 1. Lineage: Eukaryota; Viridiplantae; Streptophyta; Magnoliopsida; Brassicales; Brassicaceae. Gene Ontology annotation, molecular function: tRNA binding. Gene Ontology annotation, biological process: tRNA wobble position uridine thiolation. Gene Ontology annotation, cellular component: mitochondrion; cytosolic tRNA wobble base thiouridylase complex. The record is from RefSeq and is a predicted model, not a curated record.
AUCAAAUGUCAUCAUCAUCGUGGGUUAUAUAUCAUGAUCUUGUAAUUGGAUUUUUCACGAUAGCUAAAAAAGCCCAAUAGGCCCAUUAAACUAAAACAAUUCAGAUACCGAAACCUAACGUUGUCGUUUCAUGCAUAUGACUCCGAGUUAGGUCGUUUUUUUCCGGUUCGAGCAACACUCGCCGGCGACUAGUAAACAUCAGUGUUUCCUUUACCGGUGAAGAUGGAGGCCAGCGAAGCAAAAAGCAAGAGAGCAGGAGGGUCUCGUCUCUGCUGCAUAUGUAACAAGAGACGACCCGUUCUCAAACGACCCAAAACCCUUCAACAGAUAUGCAGAGAGUGCUUCUAUGAGGUUUUUGAGGAAGAGAUUCACCAAGUCAUUGUUCAGAAUCGUUUAUUCAAAUCCGGUGAGCGAGUGGCUAUAGGUGCCUCCGGAGGAAAAGACUCGACAGUGCUGGCAUAUGUAUUAUCAGAACUAAACAGACGUCACAAUUACGGGCUGGAUCUGUUUCUAUUGUCUAUUGAUGAAGGGAUAACGGGUUAUCGUGAUGAUUCGCUCGAGACCGUUAAAAGGAACGAAGUUCAAUAUGGUUUGCCUCUUCAGAUUGUUUCAUACAAAGAUCUGUAUGGAUGGACAAUGGACGACAUUGUAAAGAUGAUUGGUCUGAAGAACAAUUGCACCUUUUGUGGUGUAUUCCGUCGACAGGUGAGCAAGCAUUCCCUCUUUACUCAAACUUUCAUCAUACCUAUCAUCUUCUGUUUUAUGAUUUCAUCUCUUAUUGAUUUCUUGAAGGCGCUUGAUCGAGGAGCUACAUUAUUGAAAGUAGAUAAGUUGGUCACUGGACAUAAUGCAGAUGAUAUAGCGGAAACAGUUCUCUUAAAUAUACUCCGAGGGGAUAUUGCUAGAUUGAGUCGGUGCACAUCAAUCACUACAGGUGAAGAUGGUCCAAUUCCAAGAUGCAAACCUUUCAAAUAUACAUACGAAAAGGAGAUUGUCAUGUAUGCUUAUUUCAAGAAGCUGGACUACUUCUCCACCGAAUGCAUAUACUCUCCUAAUGCUUAUCGUGGGUUUGCACGUGAGUUCAUCAAAGACUUGGAAAGACUAAGGCCAAGAGCCAUUCUGGAUAUCAUCAAAUCCGGUGAAGACUUCAGAAUUGCGACAACCACGAAAAUGCCUGAGCAAGGGACAUGUGAGCGAUGCGGGUAUAUUUCUAGCCAGAAAUGGUGCAAAGCUUGUGUUUUGUUGGAGGGAUUGAACCGUGGUUUGCCUAAGAUGGGCAUUGGAAGACCAAGAGGAAGCGUAAAUGGUGAUAAUAAGCACACAAAGGCUGGAUCUACUGCAAAAUCUAUAGAGAGCAAACAAUGUGGAUCUCUGGAUUUCUAAAUUAAGAGAAUAAAACGUAGCUAAUGAGGUUGUAACAAUACCCAGACCGGUUGUGUAAAGAAACACUGUUAUACUUAAAACCCAUUUAAAACCCAUUGUUGUAUAACAUCUGACAAUUGUGGUUUUGCCUCAAUGACAUAAGUUUUUGCA